AUGGGGUGGAAGCAGCAGCAGCAGCAGCAGGCGAAGUUGGCUCUGGUGUCAAUGAUGCUGCUGAUGAUAUGGCCGGCGAUUUCGCCGGCGCAGGCUUGCCAAGCAAACGGCGGCGAGUGCAGAGUCUGCAUCGUUGAUCAGUUGAAGUUCGGUUGUCCGUCAUGCGUGCCGGCCAUACGCUGCAUGGCGGGAUGCUUGUGGGGCGGUCGCCCAAGGUCUGUGUGUGUGAAGAGGUGUGAUUGUUACGGCGGAAGCCCAAAGCUCUCCGAUUGCAAGAAAUGCCUGUCGCGGUGCAAAUGCAGCUGUGCGGCGCCGGCUUAA
Corylus avellana is the source of this 321-nucleotide messenger RNA. RefSeq lists its product as uncharacterized. The record is from RefSeq and is a predicted model, not a curated record. Lineage: Eukaryota; Viridiplantae; Streptophyta; Magnoliopsida; Fagales; Betulaceae.